AAGUGCCCGGCCGCCACCGCACACCGCACCUGCGAGCCAGCAACCUCGCGCAGCUCUCGGCGCAAUGGACCCGGCGUUGGCCGCGCAGAUAAGCGAGGUGGUGGCGGAGAAGAUGCUCCAGUACCGGCGAGACGAGUCAGGAUGGAAGAUUUGCCGGGAAGGCAACGGAGUUUCAGUUUCCUGGAGGCCGUCUGUGGAGUUUCCAGGGAACCUGUACCGAGGAGAAGGCAUUGUGAAUGGGACACCAGAGCAGGUGUGGGACUGUGUGAAGCCACUUGCUGGGACCCUACGAGAUAAGUGGGAUGAGAAUGUGAACAGUUUUGAAAUUAUCGAAAGCAUCACUGAUACACAGUGCGUCAGCAGAACCACCACCCCCUCGGCCGUCAUGAAGCUCAUCUCUCCCAGAGACUUUGUGGACCUGGUGCUGGUCAAGACGUAUGAGGAUGGGACCAUCAGUUCCAACGCUACCAGUGUGGAGCAUCUGUUAUGUCCCCCAAAGCCAGGUUAUGUGAGAGGAUUUAACCAUCCUUGUGGUUGCUUCUGUGGACCUCUGCCAGGGGAGCCCAACAAGACCAGUCUGGUCACGUUCUUCCAGACCGACCUCAGCGGUUACCUUCCGCAGGGCGUGGUGGACUCCUUCUUUCCCCGCAGCAUGGCCGGGUUUUACGCCAACCUCCAGAAAGCAGUGAAGAAAUUCUACGGCUGACAUCCUGGCUGGUGGGCCGAGAACUGCCAUGACUCAGCGGAGCUGCCAUUGUUGGGACGCAGCUGGAGAGCCUGGGAGAACACGGGCUCCAGUGGAACCGCUCUACCUUUGGAACCCACCAAUGACCAGACAUCAGCCAGAGGCAGCCCUGGCCCCUCCUGCGCCUCCUUCCACUUGGGUGGGGCUGCCAUUUCCCAAGCACCCCUCCUCCAGCAGGGUGGACCCCCAAGGCCCCGGCCACCGGACAGGGACUCUGCCCGGGCACCGUGCGAUGCUCGCGGGUCCAAAGCCUUUCUGUGCCGAUCGCUCUCAGAGACCACGUCUCCCCGUUUGUUGAGAAGAAUCACCAUCAAUCCCGAAAACCUGGCCCAGCCCCUUGGUAGCAUUCGAGCUCUCAGUCCUGUGCCACAGAUCCCCGGAUGUGCCAGACUUUCCCCCUUAAAAGACGUCAGCUUGGCAAAAUGAUGCUUAAAAAAUGAGUUAAGCAUUCAGGAGAAAACACUUUCAAUACUCCUUUUGUUGUCUCUUCUGUUCAAAUCAUUUUUCUCUCUUUUUCCCCUGCAUGAGUUAGCUUUCAGGCGCCCCAGGGAAACCAGGCCGUUUGAAUCUGCCCAGGCAGCGCUCUGGAAUUGAUUCUGGGCUCAGGGCACCUACAAGGGGAACUUGGAGGAGAGCCUCCUCUCCCCUGGGCAUUUGCCGGUUCUUGUGUUCUGUUAUAGAAGAUGGAACAGGAGUCCUCUGGCCUCCAGGACCUGGUGAGCCCAUACUGCUGUCAGCGGGAAGGACAGAAGAGCAGAUGCCCCACCCCCAGCAGUGCUGGCUAAAAUCCCCCCCAGGCCCUGCUGGAAGAUGAAACGACCCCGAACGGGCUAUGCCCAGCCCGGUGCAUCGUCGGAACCAGGGAGCACGGCCUUGCCACCUGGAAGGGGCUUCACAGCCACACGACUCCCUGUCCUUCUCUCCGGUCAGGGCCACACAGUCCUGUGUGGAAUCCUCCAACAUUCCCUCACGAGCUCCUCCAUGGGCCCACCAACUUGCUGGUGAGGGAGGCCCACGUGUGUUUGACCAGAGUGCCCUCGUAUUGCAGUUUCUCAGGUUACCAGCACCCUGUGCAGAAAAUUUCCAGAGUCCUCAGCCUUUGCGCCUCCAGAUGGAAAACGUUCUCCUCGUAUCAGAGUAUCUUGCUUCCCCCCUUUGAGUCCUGGGGUGCCUGUCUUCUGAAUGUGCCGAGGUCUGAGCAAGCUUUAAAACGUGAAAGCUCAGUGUCAGGGGUUAGAAAGCCUUCUUUCUGGGCUCUAAUGCAGCUGCAGAUCCCACAAUCAUGCCAUGAAGAUCAUCCCCCAACUCCCUCUUCUCUCAAGAAAUCUUCACAGGACUCUCCCGUUGCAGAGCACAGGCUCCGGACGCGCAGGCUCAGCGGCCAUGGCUCACGGGCCCAGCCGCUCCGCGGCAUGUGGGAUGUUCCCGGA
This is a messenger RNA of Aethalodelphis obliquidens (Pacific white-sided dolphin), 2175 nucleotides long. It is a transcript of the gene STARD5, whose product is annotated as StAR related lipid transfer domain containing 5. The transcript is spliced from 6 exons. Gene Ontology annotation, biological process: cholesterol import. The record is from RefSeq and is a predicted model, not a curated record. Gene Ontology annotation, molecular function: cholesterol transfer activity; cholesterol binding. NCBI's taxonomy places the organism in Eukaryota, Metazoa, Chordata, Mammalia, Artiodactyla, Delphinidae. Bases 65 to 706 code for a protein of 213 amino acids.